Molecule: messenger RNA, 1649 nt
Organism: Pecten maximus
Lineage: Eukaryota; Metazoa; Mollusca; Bivalvia; Pectinida; Pectinidae
Exons: 6
Coding region: 63-806 (247 amino acids)
Cellular component (GO): cytoplasmic vesicle membrane
Source: RefSeq, a predicted model, not a curated record
UGUUGUGACACUAGAACAGGCUCAAUCAUAACUGGAUCUUUACACUGAUUCAUAGGAGCAAGAUGGUUAUCAAAUAUGAUGUUCAUUUGACGACAUGGCUUAUUUUCUCGUUAGAAAUUUUCCAACACGUUACAGCUGAUACACAAUACUGUAGCGACACAGGAGAAAGGUGUGACUAUCCGAAGAGCUGUUGUCCGAGUGGAUGUUGCUAUGGUGUUGACAACGAUAGUAAUCGCGAUCACCAUGCCUAUUCGUUCAGGGUGUCGUUUUACAACCUGUGGUAUUUCUGGUUCAUCAUCUUGUUUGUCCUCAUGUCUUGCUUCGGAGGCUGUGGAUACUAUAAACAGCGACAGAGAUUUGCUAGGUCUCGUGGGGUAUGCGGAGUGACAAUGACUUCACAGCUGGGACAUAAUCCCCUUCAGCCAAGCACCAUAAGGACUGGAAUCGGUGCCAAUCAUGCCCAUCUCCAGUCUUCACAUUCCAAUUUUGGCUACACCGGUAGUGGAGACAUCAGAUCUGGACUGACACUACAGCCUCCACCCUACUCAGAGGUGAUGAUGCAGCCAGAGUUAUAUCCAGCUCAUAAGUCAGAGGUCAUACUUCCUCCAUACCCAGGUACUCAGCAUUUAUCUACAAACAACUCAGGUGGUACCGAUCCUACCAGCAGUGGCCUUCCCCAGCCCCCACCUUACUCAUUAUUCAGAUCAUCCAAUCAGGGAUCGCCAAGUCAGACAAUUCAUUCACCGCCAGACAAUCGGAAUGUAAUUAACAACAUCAGUGCACAGAAUGGCUUGGUCAAUGAUUAAUUAGUUAGAAUAUAUUGUUUUAUGUCACAAUGUUGUGUGUUUUAGAUACUAUUAAGGUUGUAUGGUAUUUAUAUAGGAUAAAUCAUGGAUAAUCUAUUAUUGUUAUUAAUGAAUACACUAGACCAUAUAUUUGACAUGAUAAAUGUAUUGUGUUCUUAAAGAAAGUGUGAACUUUAUAGACUAUUUUCAGGGAAUAGUUCAAAUUGGGCAGGAAAAACACUGAUAUUGUAUAUGUAUAAAACAUUAAUGAUAAUACUUUGAAUUUGACUCUGAAUUUGAAAUCCAGACUUUGACUACAAGACGUGGUUGGAGGAAUUAAGUGUUACUAUCCAUCAACAACAUUUGGUAUUAAAGUAGUUUAACAGCUGAAAUAGUGAUCGAAUAUUUUACAUAAAGUUCUUCGUUAUUCAACCAACAAUGCUGUCUAGGCAAUUCUUAUAUUUCAAAAAAACAUGUUUUGGACUUCAGCAAAAAGAUAUUUUUUAUAAACCUGGUAAAUGAGAAAAUAUGUUUUUUUUGUUUUAUCUUUUGUUUAGUGAACCUGUAGAUUUGUGGAACAUAUGCUGUUGUUGUUAAAUGAAAAACAAACAAAAAAAGAUUUUUCGGUCAAAGUAAUUUUGUAUUCUGUUUUGUAAACCAGUAUCUUUCUUGAGUUAGAAAUAUUGGAGAGUAUUUUUAAAAAUAGACUGUAGGCAGACAUUAUAGAACUUAUUUAUGGAAUGGUAAGCAGAUUGUUAGGACUAUUAAUAUUGAUUUAUUUUUAAGAAGGCUUAGCCUUUAUUGUUCUGUAACAUUAUCAAAUACAUAAAGAAAUUAAAAUAGGGUUUUGAUAUGUAUAUUCUU